AUGCGCCUUGCUCCGCCAGUGCUAGUCAACAACGGCACCGGUCGCGUUCAGAAGACUCGUGGUCGCAAAGCCACAGCCACUACGUUCAACGCUGCCGUGCUCGAGAAGGCCAUCAAGGCUGCCCAGGACGGCGAAACUGACUCGUCGUCUCACCUCACCAGAACACCGACGAGCGAAAGCAAUAUUGCGUCAAAUGCAUCAAGUGCGAGCUCGACGCCACGAUUACCUCCAUUGCAGAAAGAUGCCGAAUCAAUCAUCCCCGCAAUCUCCGCUCCAAAUUCACGGCCUGCUACUUCCCAGGGCACCACCUCCAGCUGCUGCAAGCCCAAACCUGUACAAGCGCAAGCUGGAAGUUGCUGCAGCAACAAAGCCGCUCCACCGAUCCAGCCGACACCACCGAAGAAGUCCUGUUGCGGGGGUUCUGCCCCUGCUCAACCAGCGCAAUCACAGAUGCCACAGCCUCACUUGCCGUCGGAUUAUCCACAGCAUCUACCGAACUUCCCUCAGUAUCCGGCGCAAUUUCAGCAUUCUCCUUACGGCAUGCCACACCCUGGGAACAACUUCAUGCAGACACCACCGCCGUUCAACUUCAACACUCCGAUAUACAACCAUAUGGCAUCCGGUUACCAGCCACCAGUGUCCUUGCCCAUGACAACAUUGAACGGACACGUCGCGCAUCACAAUCCGGAGCACAACUGCCAUUGUGGCGAUACUUGCAGCUGUUUUGGCUGCGCAGCUCAUCCGAAUAACGCUACCAUGAUCGAGUAUGUCCGAUCGAUGCAUCAAUUCAUGAGCACGGGCCAAUUUGGCGCGAUGCCUCCGCCAAACUACGAUAUGCCAUCUUACCCUCAUCAGCCGGGGUACGGCGCCGAAGCUAACAUCGCUUUCAACCCCAUACAAGCGAACUACCCUACGAGCCAGAUGGGUUUCCAGCCAAGCAUGAACACCAUGCACAUGCAGCAUCCACCAAUGAACCUACCAGGCCCGUGGCCUCAGACUCCCACGCCGGGCUCGAUACAUAAUCCUCAAACGACAGCGACAGCAUUACUCGAAAACAACAACACUUCUAGCAGCGCACCGACAGCUCAAAGCAAGGAGUCUUCCCUACCACUAAAGGUUGAAGAGCAGAUACACAGUCCCACCUUUACCGACAGUCCAAGCGAAGGCAAAGAGGAGGACACUGUCACUCUAUCGCCCUCAACAUUCCUCUGGCAAGAAAUGGUGCUACCAGGGUGCAACGACGCGACAGGCACUUGCCAGUGUGGCGACGGUUGCGAGUGUGUUGGUUGUUUGACGCACGGUGGACACAACGGCGUGAUCCUGGAGAUGAUGGAAAGCAACGAUCAGGAUGGCUUUCCUGAUCUUGCUACCCCGACAGACGCCAAUUCCUCGACCCAUUUUGCGGAAUUUACGACUGCGCCGACUUGA
This is a messenger RNA of Didymosphaeria variabile, 1428 nucleotides long. RefSeq lists its product as uncharacterized. The record is from RefSeq and is a predicted model, not a curated record. The transcript is spliced from 2 exons. Lineage: Eukaryota; Fungi; Ascomycota; Dothideomycetes; Pleosporales; Didymosphaeriaceae. Bases 1 to 1428 code for a protein of 475 amino acids.